Messenger RNA from Lachancea lanzarotensis, 624 nucleotides. RefSeq names its product LALA0S05e04258g1_1. The record is from RefSeq and is a predicted model, not a curated record. NCBI's taxonomy places the organism in Eukaryota, Fungi, Ascomycota, Saccharomycetes, Saccharomycetales, Saccharomycetaceae. Bases 1 to 624 code for a protein of 207 amino acids. The transcript has a single exon.
AUGAAGUCUGGCACUCAGAACAUCACACCACAGGAGCCGCAUUCUGGUAAGCAGCGGCUAGAACCACCGAAAGUGGUGAACAGUCCCCCUUGGUCAGAAUUGGCACCUCUGGACACAGCACCAUCAAUUCAGCAGACCAGACAACUGGAAAUAACCAUUUUGGCCACGAUGAACGAAUUAAAGGACCAGAAUAAUAAAACCUCUGCCGACGUGGCUAAACUGGUAUCGGUUCUCAACCAAUCACUCACUGCUAUCUCGCACUGGUCAUUGCAGGCACAACUGUCGCAGUUGGAAAACCGAUCGGCGUGGAAUUCCCGACUAGCGGUGGAAAAUAGCAUCAUCAAGAAAGAAAUGGAGUUUUUUCGCAAUAGGUGUCGGAAUGAAGCACGCGAAUCAGUCAAUAUAUUGUCAGGGCCUGGUUCGCCAUCCGUUCCGGUAGAGUCGGCAAAAGUUUCCAAAUCAACAAAGGCUUCGCUUCACAAGAGACACAAAUCCCAAAGCAAUUCAAGUCCGUCUCGUUUGAGGCUUGUUGAGAACAAGAAAUCUCACCCGCGAAUGCGAAGGACUAGUGAUAACCCUUCUGCUAGUAAUUUCGUUAGGGUAUUUCAUUUGGAAAGGUCAUAA